Molecule: messenger RNA, 1271 nt
Organism: Raphanus sativus (radish)
Lineage: Eukaryota; Viridiplantae; Streptophyta; Magnoliopsida; Brassicales; Brassicaceae
Exons: 3
Coding region: 132-1127 (331 amino acids)
Source: RefSeq, a predicted model, not a curated record
AUUUCGUUGUCUUUGUUCGCAUCUGUUCCUAUCAAUCGCAGAUAAUCCACACACCCUCUCUUAGAUUUCUCAUCAUCGUUUCCUAACGAAUCAGACUCUUACCACUCCACUCUUAAUCAUCGGACUUCUCGAUGGAUCUCUGCACCCUUGACUCGGCGAUCCGAAACCCAAUCUUCUCCUCAUCGAUCCCUGACAAGUCAUCGCUCUCAAGGAAACUCGGCGCCUUGGAGAUUAGGUUUCAAAAGCGUAAACUUUCUACUUCUGGGUAUCGUUCUUUGGUUGUUCGAGCUGCCUCGAACAAGAGUAACGACGAUUCUUCUGCUUCUGGAGGAGAUGCUUCUCAAGAAAACAAGCCUUCUAAUGGGAACAAAUCAGGUGACUCCUCUUCUACUCCAAAGCCAUUUGGUCUUAAUACGGAUUGGAGAGAGUUCAGAGCAAACUUGUUUAUGAAGGAGCAGGAAGAAAAAGCAGCAGGUGAGGGUCACAAACCAGACACAACAUCUCCUCCUGAAGCUGAACCAAGAGGACUGAAAUGGGCACAUCCGAUUCCUUUCCCUGAGACUGGCUGUGUUCUAGUUGCCACGGAGAAGCUUGACGGUUAUAGAACAUUUGCGAGAACCGUUUUGCUUCUUCUUAGAGCAGGAACCAACCACCCACAAGAAGGGCCAUUCGGAGUUGUCAUCAACCGUCCGCUUCACAAAAACAUCAAGCACAUGAAAUCAACUAAAACCGAGCUCGCUACCACCUUCUCAGAGUGUUCCUUGUACUUUGGUGGGCCUCUUGAAGCCAGCAUGUUCCUGUUGAAAACCGCGGAUAAAACCAAGAUACCUGGGCUUGAAGAAGUCAUGCCAGGGCUUAACUUUGGUGCUCGAAACACUUUGGACGAAGCUGCGGUACUUGUAAAGAAAGGAAUGCUUGAGCCACAGGACUUUAGAUUCUUUGUUGGUUACGCAGGUUGGCAACUGGAUCAGCUCAGAGAAGAGAUCGAAUCAGAUUACUGGCAUGUCGCUGCGUGCAGCUCGGAGUUAAUAUGUGGAGCUUCACCGGAAAACUUGUGGGAAGAGAUAUUGCAGUUGAUGGGCGGUCAAUACUCAGAGCUUAGCCGGAAACCCAAGCUGGAUAUGUAGUACUAUGUUUUGAAGAUGAUUGCCUAGUUUCUAAGGCUUUUUUAAAGCCAAAUGUAUAGCUUUACUUCACUGUCUUGUAUUUGAGAAUAAAGAACUUCUAUAGUUAAUAUUAUAUGCUAUUUAAAAAGGUUUGCUUUCUGAAAA